Molecule: messenger RNA, 985 nt
Organism: Cucurbita moschata (crookneck pumpkin)
Lineage: Eukaryota; Viridiplantae; Streptophyta; Magnoliopsida; Cucurbitales; Cucurbitaceae
Product: mitogen-activated protein kinase kinase kinase 1
Exons: 3
Coding region: 224-955 (243 amino acids)
Molecular function (GO): ubiquitin protein ligase activity; zinc ion binding
Source: RefSeq, a predicted model, not a curated record
GGAUCGAUACUGGAUUUCAAGAAAUACUCAACCGUCAUCUGUUCACAUACACCGUGCACUUCAGAUUUUUCAGCUCAAAGCCGAGGGCGCUGGUAAUUUGGUUAUUGCGUGCCUUGUAGCCUAUGAAUUCUCCGCACACUUUCCCUCUCUCCGCCACCAAACUUACCCCUCUCGUUUCCCUCAAAGCUACACAAAGAAUCGUGUGGUUUACCUUCCCUUAUAUAUGUAUGUGGUACGUGGAAUUGCCUUUCAAAUUCUCAUGGAGUCUGUUGCUUCGACUUCAUCCGCACCGGACCGCCCCCGUCCUCGUCUUCCUUGGUUCGAGCCCUCCCAAGCUAUGACUGCCCGGAUUGUUCGAGCUCUCCACCAUCACCUCCGUCUCCUACACCGCUCUGAUUCUUCAUUCUUUGUCUUGGGAGCCACAGGCAAUGUCUACAUUGUGUCUCUAUCCUCUACCCCCUCAUGCACUUGCCCCGAUCGUAUUACGCCUUGCAAACACAUGUUAUUUGUUUACAUUCGAGCUCUGGGUGUGUCACUAGAUGAUGCAUGUCUUUGGCGGAGAACGCUUCGACCGUGUCAAUUGAAUCGUUUGCUUACUGCACCUGUUAUGGCGGAAUCGCUUGCUGAAAUUAGUCUACGUAGAGUAUUUCAUCAACAAUUCUUUCAGGUAAAAGAAAGGACUUGUGUACCUAUUGUAGAUAUUGAAGAUGGGGCUGCAUGUCCUGUUUGUUUGGAUGAUCUAAAGGACGAUCGAGUUGUGGCUUGUACGACAUGUCGAAAUCUCGUUCAUGACGAUUGUUUCUCGAGGUGGAAACGAAGCAAGGGAAGGAGAAAUAUUAGCUGCGUAGUUUGUAGGGCAAGAUGGAAGGACACGACAAACGAACAAAAGUAUUUGAAUUUGUCUGCCUAUCUCGAUGAACACGACGCAGUAGACAACAAUCGCUAUAAUAGAUAGCUAAAUAGACACCCUAAGAUGUCUCAUAAU